Gongylonema pulchrum is the source of this 447-nucleotide messenger RNA. Lineage: Eukaryota; Metazoa; Nematoda; Chromadorea; Rhabditida; Gongylonematidae. The record is from the annotation of a GenBank genome assembly.
AUGACAGGAGAGUCGCCGGGACCGGAGUGGACAAUGGCCAGCGGAGCGUGCCGGGACAACGCGGAGGAGGAGCAAGGCUCGAAGCCAAUGAGUCGCAGUGCUAUGCUUGAGCUUGUGCGUGAGAUCCACAAGCUGCCGGAGGAUGAGCUGGGCGCUGUUGUUCAGAUUGUCCAGUCCGGAGAGCAGCUCCCGCAAAGCAGUGCUGAUAAGGUGGAAAUUCAUAUGGAAAGCCUGAAGCCGACAACAUUGCACGCAUUGAAAGCGUUUGUUGCAUCGUGCCGGAAGAAGGGAGCUCAGACGCCUGGCACGGGGGACGAUGAGGACAUGGAGGAUGACGAGUCUGGGAGUGAACUGGACGAAACGUCCGAUUCGGAGCCGUCGUUUUUUGAUGAAGAGGAUGACUUGAUGUCUGAUUCUUCAGCUUUUGAUUUGCCGGACAUUGUUUAG